Messenger RNA from Porites lobata, 525 nucleotides. NCBI's taxonomy places the organism in Eukaryota, Metazoa, Cnidaria, Anthozoa, Scleractinia, Poritidae. The record is from the annotation of a GenBank genome assembly.
AUGGAGAAGAAAUUUAAAACAGCCUUCUACAUUUCAGCAUUAGAACAACCAUUAGAUGACUAUGAAAGUCUCUGUGCGCUUCAAAAGUUAAAUGGGGUGGAGCUGGGUGAAACUUACUUAACACGAUCUGCAUGUACUGAAUUCAUUGAGCACAUAAGCUCUGUUAUGAAGGAGGAUCUCGCAGACAAAUUGAAGGAAUGUAACUUUUUCCCCCUAAUGAUUGAUGGAAGUACAGAUCAUGGUGUCAUUGAGGAAGCCAUUAUGUAUGUGCGCUACUUGGAAAAGUCAGUUGGAAGACCGGUCACUGCAUAUCUUGGAAUCGAAGAACCUAAGGCUGGAACUGGAAGAGGUUAUUUAGAUGCGGUUGAUUCCUGUUUCCAAAGAGUAACCAACAUGAAUUCAGUCACCUGGAAGGAGAAAAUUACAGGCCUGGGAACUGAUGGCUGUGCGGCAAUGACAGGUGAGAAGAACGGAGUGGUUGGUUUAUUGAGGCAAGAAAAUAGAGAAUUUAUGGGAUUCUGGUGC